Molecule: messenger RNA, 1725 nt
Organism: Fulvia fulva
Lineage: Eukaryota; Fungi; Ascomycota; Dothideomycetes; Mycosphaerellales; Mycosphaerellaceae
Product: C6 finger domain transcription factor iacK
Exons: 2
Coding region: 1-1725 (574 amino acids)
Biological process (GO): DNA-templated transcription; regulation of DNA-templated transcription
Molecular function (GO): zinc ion binding; DNA binding; DNA-binding transcription factor activity, RNA polymerase II-specific
Source: RefSeq, a predicted model, not a curated record
AUGACAUCUCCCGGCACAGACUCCGCGAAAGCCGCUGCGAGACCCUCGCCACUGGCUUGUACUGAGUGUCGGAAGAAGCAUCUCAAGUGCGACGCAGCAGUACCGAUCUGCUCUCGGUGUACAUACAAAGGCCUUGCCUGCAGCUAUACUCCUUCGCGGCGUGGCUGUGGCGCCAGGUCUCGAAGGCUACAGUCACCUCGUCCGACUCUUCCACCAACGCCGGGAUCUGAGCCAACCGACUAUCUCCCACAUGGAGGGCAGCAUCGACCUCCUCCAAUGCCCUACAGUGGCACGGCUCCUACCAGCGAUGCGUCAAGUCUUAGUCAACGGCCGCAGGAGGCUUCGACUCCAGGCUCAUCAUCUACGACGUCAUCGCUGCGCUCUGAGGAUGAACAUUUAACGAACCUGUACUACUCAAACUUCCAUCCAGGCCAUCCGAUACUGCUGCCGCGAAGUCGAUGCUCUGAUAAGACCUAUCCACCCUAUCUGAGAGCAACUGUCAAGUUGAUUGGUAGCUACUAUGCCCCAGGUAUUGCAAGCGAUCCUUUGCAGACGAUCCUGACAGAGACACUCCGAGCAAGUGAUGCAAGAUCACCUGAGAUGGUCCAAACGCUCCUACUCUACGUCCUACUUCUGCACUCCCGGUAUGAGCCUAUGGAAGCCACGGCGUGCAUGUCUCGUGCAGUAGAGAUGGCGAUCAGCUUGGGCAUGCAUACGGCAGAGUUCGCGGCGAACCAAGCACAAGGGGACGCUCUGUAUGAAGAAUCAUUGCGUCGGACUUGGUGGGAGUUGUACAUCACCGACGGCUACCUCGCGGCACUUCAUCGCAACACAAGCUUCCGAAGUAAUACAGUCGCCUCUACGACGCUGUUGCCUUGCGAAGAGUCUGCAUACGCGGAAGGACGCAUUACGAUAACCCCAAGCACGCUCGAAAUGUUCGAAGACAGACUAUUCUCGGACGAGGAAUGGCGAUUCUCAUCGUAUUGCUAUCGUAUCGAUGCUGUUCGGAUCUUGGCGAGAGUGAUUGCGGUAUCGACAAACAAUGCAGCAAAAGCAGACACUAUCCAAGCUAUCGACAACGCUAUUGCCUCAUGGCAGCUACAUCUACCCAACGAGAAAGCCCGCCUUGUCAGUCAUGGGGGCGAGAUGGACCACCUCAUGUUCCAAGCCUUCACAUUUAUUCGAUGCGCCAGCAUUUUCCUGCACUUCCCAAGGUCCGAGUUACCCAUCACGAUGCCGCCGGCAGCAGACGUCGCUUGUGCCCAGCAACAUAUGGAACAGGUCUCGCCAACAUCGACCCAGCAUGCCGUGAAGGCCCUCUCGGCAUCUAAGGAACUUGCCAACCUCGCCACGCUACCAGCUCACGAUCAAUCACCACUCUUCAUCUGUGGCCUGGUCUUCGCAUGUAUCGUUCAGCUGUCAGCAUGCUGUGCCUACUCUCAUAGUGACACCCAACAAAAUCGAGAUCGGGUUGCACUCAUCAUUGGCGCGCUGAAAUCGUUGAGCCGGCAGUGGCCCAUUGCACAGCAUGUUACACAGCAGCUAAAGAGAGCUGCCAACGAGAUCUUCAAGCCCCGUGCCGUCGCUUCGAUACCAACAAGCUCUCCUGGACCGUCUGCGAGCGACUUUGCGACUUUCCCGGCUGAUCUGUCGUGGCUUGACAUCUUCUACAGCGAGGGAAUGCAAAAUCAGCUACUACCUGAAGGCGAAAUGACGAGCAUCUGA